AUGGCUUCUCGAGUGUCUACAGUCAGUCGCCCCAGUCCUACUUUGGCCGAUGCUCGGUAUCUUCUCAACCCACCCUGGCCUGGACAAAUUUGCAACGCAAACUCUCCCAGCCCAUCAUCGCAAUGUCGACCAUUCUCCUUUACCAAUACCAUUCGAUCAAGCAGACGGUCAUUCGAUGAGCUACCUCAUCGCAAAGGCUUCAACCUCAAGCAAACCCCUGCCAACGAGCUUCUCUGUCUUGAAUGGCAUCAGCCUCCUCGAAAUCUUUUGUUGAUAAAGAAGGACUGCUCAGACGAUGCCGCCGACGCACUUAAAGAGUUCAUCAAGCAUGUCACCUCCACCUAUUCGGACAUCAAUAUCCUCCUUGAGCCACAUGUAUCAGCAGAAAUAGGCUCCGACCUGCCCGCUCAAGCGUUCACCACCACCAGCAAAACUCAAACCGCACACCCACUCCAUCAAAAGGUCGACCUGGUCGUUACUUUUGGUGGAGACGGCACCAUAUUGCAUGCGGCUUCUUUGUUCGCCACAUCAGAUAAAGUCCCUCCCAUUCUUUCUUUCAGCAUGGGCACCCUGGGUUUCUUGGGGGAGUGGAAGUUUGCUGAGUACAAGCGAGCCUUCCGCGAGGUAUAUAUGUCAGGAUCCGCUUCUGAGCGCCAUGCCGUCAUUGAAAGCAAAGCUCCCCAGUCUGAAAACAACAUCCAUUUCACGGGCUGGUCUUCUGUGCGGGGCAAGUCCAUGGGAUCAACAAGAAGUGCUAGAGUUCUUGUGCGGCAGCGUCUGAAAGUAGGGGUGUUCGAUGCUGAUGGUAAUCGAUUGAGUAGCAAUGGAGAUAUCUUGCACGAUAUGCAUGCCAUGAACGAGGUCAUUCUUCAUAGAGGGCGAGAUCCACAUCUCGCGGUUGUCGAUGUGUUCGUCGGUGGCCGCUUCCUCACCGAAGCUGUUGCUGAUGGUAUGAUCAUUUCAACACCUACCGGCAGCACGGCAUAUAGCCUCAGCAGUGGUGGCAGCAUUAUCCAUCCCCUGGUAUCAUCUCUUUUGCUCACCCCAAUUUGUCCAAGGAGUCUAAGCUUCAGGCCGCUGGUCCUGCCUGCAACAACGCCAAUCACGCUCAAGUUGAGCGAGAAGAACAGAGGCCGAGAAGUUGAAGUCAGUAUCGAUGGUGUCAGGCGCACUGACGGCAUAGGUGUCGGCGCCGAGCUCCGCGUCUCUGGAGAGACAGUGAGAAGCGAAUCCGGUAGUCUCACAGGCGGAAUCCCUUGCAUCAUGCGCCGAGUCAACGCUGGCGCUGAUUCUGAUGAUGGAUGGGUCGGCGGACUCAAUGGGUUACUUAAAUUCAAUUAUCCAUUUGGCGAGGAGACGUGA
Messenger RNA from Exophiala aquamarina CBS 119918, 1362 nucleotides. Its product is annotated as NAD+ kinase. Bases 1 to 1362 code for a protein of 453 amino acids. Gene Ontology annotation, biological process: NAD+ metabolic process; NADP+ biosynthetic process. The transcript has a single exon. Gene Ontology annotation, molecular function: NAD+ kinase activity. The record is from RefSeq and is a predicted model, not a curated record. NCBI's taxonomy places the organism in Eukaryota, Fungi, Ascomycota, Eurotiomycetes, Chaetothyriales, Herpotrichiellaceae.